Musca vetustissima is the source of this 1107-nucleotide messenger RNA. RefSeq lists its product as uncharacterized. Gene Ontology annotation, molecular function: DNA binding. The transcript has 2 exons. Gene Ontology annotation, biological process: regulation of transcription by RNA polymerase II. Gene Ontology annotation, cellular component: transcription regulator complex; nucleus. The coding region runs from base 1 to 1107 and encodes 368 amino acids. NCBI's taxonomy places the organism in Eukaryota, Metazoa, Arthropoda, Insecta, Diptera, Muscidae. The record is from RefSeq and is a predicted model, not a curated record.
AUGUGGAACGGCAUAGAAGUCAUACGCCUAAUCGAUGAAGUACGUAUUCGGCCGGUGUUAUGGGAUGUACAGCGUAGACACUCGUAUAAAAUAAUUAAAAAACAAUGGAAGGAAGUAGCAGAGGCUGUAGGGGUUGAUGUUCGUCAAUGUCGACGCAAAUGGGGAAACUUACGCGAUACCUAUCGUGCCUUGUUGAGACGCUGUGAAAAUCGCAUAAAACGAGAUAAGGCAUUGGGUGUUUAUAAUCCAAAAAUUCAAUAUGCAAUUAAAUGGACUUAUUAUAAGGAACUAAGUUUUAUCAAGGACAAUACACGUACACGUCGAAAUCGUCCGCCAAUACAUCAAGACCAGAACAUCAAUUCGCAACACAGUUUCAAUGAAUCGCAAUCAAAUGAUAUUGGUGAACCACAAACAACUGAAGAACCUGACGAUUAUGAAAUGUUCUCGGCUGGUGAUUAUCGUGAAAUGGAAGGGGGACAUUAUGAGGAGUAUGAGGAAUUUGACGACAAUGAUGACGAUGAUGGUAAUGACCAAAUAUCAACGGAACAAUUUAAAAAUUUAUUUAUACCUGAAGACGAAUUUAGACGGAGUAUUUCUGCGACACAAAAAUCAGUUCCUAAUAAUAUUACAAAACGUACAGCUGGUGAAAAUGUUGGAACCACUACGACACUGAAAGCAGAAGCCUCCACACAGACAGCUACUACCAGUAAUGCCAACAAAAAGGAUUGUAAUUGCUCGGCACAAAAUGAAAAUCUGCUCAAAGAUAUUCACAAUGUUCUAAAACUGAUGCAGCAACAAAUGUCAACGACUGCAACUAAUAAUAAGGAUCCUGAUUACAACUUUCUUGUCAGUUUUUUACCACAAUUAAAACAAAUGAACGAUAUACAAAAUAUACAAUUUCGUGCACGUAUGAGUGAUUUGGUAUUGGAUAUUUUAAUGCCUGUAAUGCCAACUCUAACACCAUUUCCAGGAUCACAAAUAGGCGCGACUAGCGAACUUCAUGGUAAUUGCCAGUCGAAUACAUUCGAAAAUGCAAACACCGAUGAUGCAGAUAACAAAGACAAUGUGUUUGCAGCUACUUCUACCAGUUCCAGGCCUUUCUCAUAA